Vitrella brassicaformis is the source of this 3354-nucleotide messenger RNA. Lineage: Eukaryota; Vitrellaceae. The record is from the annotation of a GenBank genome assembly.
ACUGCCACACAUGCACCCCAGACAGCCAUUGCAUGCACAGCUACCCCUCCCCUCCCGUAGAGGGGACCAAUCCAACUGACGAGAGAGUGGAGUGGUUUUCAGCCUGCCUUGCUGGCCGUGUCUCUCUUCCUCUUAAGCCCUCCCUUGUCUGUCUUGCCGCUACUGCUACUGCUGCUGGUGCCCCCGUUCGCGCGACGCAUCUCAAAGGCCCAGCUCUCGUCACCUUCAGGAGGCGACACACCAAACCGACCCUUGGAUGCAUCACGCAACACACGCAGCAGAUUGUAGCGGGGGCUAGGGCGGACAGUCAGAGCGAUACAGUCGAGGGAAGCAUUGGCAGCUAAGGCCGCGGCGACGCACUGGGCAAAAGAGCGGUGCAUCUCCUUUGCCCUGCUAUCACUCAGACCUGAAGCGCGACCAAAACCUCUCUCAGCUUUUGUGCUAAUCUCAACCUCAAUACGACUAACCCGGCCACUCUCCAUGAGGCCUCUCUCCCUCUCUGCGCCUGCCCCAGCCCCCGCCCCCUCCCCACCCUCCCCAUCAUACAGCGACCAAGUGAUGUAAUGGCUGGUUGAGUUGGCCUUCUGCAGGUCACCUAUCGUCACAUGAAAGGCUACCGUGAGCGGCCUGCCCUCUGUGGCGAAAAAGCCGACACUCGGAGGGAUGAGACACAGCUCAGUGUGCGGGGUGGCCCACACGUCGCUACUGAAGGUGACCCGCUCGAGGGAAGGCAGAUCACCCAGCACAGCCCCCAGCCCCCCGUCGUAGAAUCCCAUUCCCCCGAAGUCCCUCUCUUCGACCUCGACCGACUCGACGGCCGGGAAGAGGGAAGCGGGAUUGGCGAGCACGUAUGGGGGCAGUGGGUGACCGCCGCCACUCGGUAGCAUUGUCAGCUUCUUGAUCUUGGCACACUUGAGUGUUGUCAGGUCCGGGUGAUCCUCUUGUCCAGCAGUAGCUUGUGAGAAGAGGUCGACGGUCUCGGCCUGCGUGCAGAGGGUCUGGGCGGUGGGCAGGCCGGCGGCGAGGUCGGCCGCGCUGCCGUGGAAGGGAAGGCGGAGAUGGAUGUCAGGGUAGGUCUCUGUGGCGUUGGGGGCGAGACACGAUGUCCGGAAACGAUGAACGCUCUUGUACACAUAAGUAUGCACACAGACGGGGAUUGACCAGUGCCGUGUUGUCGAUCGAGGUGGCCUACCGAAAUGUUCAUUACGGAAUUGAUGAUGGGGUAGCCCAGAUUCAUCUCGAUCGUCUGCAGCCGCGCCGUUCUCGCUCCCCCGCCACCCAUCUGGUCGAUGAAGUCAUCAUCAGGUAUCCCAUGGGCGCCCUUCAGGCUCACCAGCGUGUUCCCUAAACGAGUGGACGCACCACAUGCGUGCGACGGACAGACUCCUCAAUCCUUACAUGAUGGUGUGUUGCUGAGGAAGUGGGGCACGUUGCCAUAGGUCUGGUGGUGGUUUGUUGUCAGGACGAGCGAAUGGAUGCCGGCAGAUGCCCUCGACACCCAAGAGCGAGGGCCCGUCGCUGGGAACCACACCGACGUGAGCUCCGACGCUCCCAGCUCUGUCAGCGCUGGCAACUGGUAGUCGCGGUCCUGCACACGCAGACCAAGACACACACACAUGGAGGUAAAAGAACUGCCAGUUGCAGUGAUGUGUACGUCACGUCUCACCUGUGCGAUUUGGCUCCACGACUGAUGCACUGAGGCCUUGUGCAGUUGAGGGAAGACCAGCUGCUGGCCUCUAGGGGGCAUUUGGAUGGGUUCGCGCCACUGUCGGCCAUGCCGACUCCUUAGGGCGCCACCAUCUGGACACGUCCAUGCACGCAAUAGGCACCAACAAUGAUGUCCAGGCAAUUUCUUUUUUGUCUGCCUACCGCGAUGACGUCUGUAUGUCCCUGACCGUGGCGGCAGUAGCCUCGAGCAGCCGUACGAGCGAUGGCAUCGGUCGGUGAUCCACGGCAAAUGACUGGCACGCAGCUAGGCGACCUGAGAAGACCGACCAGGCCAUCCGUCUCCGGUGACAAGCCGGCUCUCUGGGACCACCCACCUGUCUCAAGCCAUGUGUUGGCAAUGUCAGGUUUGGGGCAGCGAUUGAGUUCGAGGAUCGGAUGCAUGGCGGGCUGCUGGGUGAGGGAUUUGAAGUGUUGGCUGACGGACGAGAGGCACUCCAUGGUGGAGAUGAAGCCGAGGUAGCCGCCGAUGCCAACACGCUGGUCGUCACUCAUCCACAGGCCCUCAAGCAGACCCUCCAGACACAACAACUCCUGGAAAGGGAAAGCCUCAAUAUGUACUUUGAAUCUUUCCCGCCUCCCUCCCUCCCUCCCUCCCUCCCUCUCUUUCCCUCUUUCUACCUCUUGGUCGUUCUGGUUUAGAUUGUCCAUGUAGUGCUGCAGCGUAUCGAUCUUCUUGACAAACUCUUCUGUCUGCUCCCUGGCCGUGACGGCCGCGCUGUGCAGCUGCGCCUCGCCAUUGCGGCACCCCAUCGAUAUCAGUACAUGACGCUGCCGCUCAAUCGCCUGACGCACACAUGUACAGAACAGAGGGGCAAACGGGCAUGUUAGUGGCACCAUGCACAUGGCUGCAUGGGUCUAUCUUGGCUUGACCCGCAUGUGGUUCUCCGCUGUGUGUGUCUGUGGAGGCGGGAGGGCAUCCAUCGCACUGAACACCUCCUCUGCCUGAGGCAUCGCACCGCACACACCACACUGACGUACAACUUUCCAUUCGGGUCCUGCUGUUUGUUACCUUGGCUUUGGCCUCCUCGACAAGUACGAGCUGCUCUUUCAGCGCCUCAGAGACGCUAUGGAAUGCUGCCAACACAUCCUCAGGACCCCUCACUACCACAGCCGCCGCAUCCUGGCCCAUGAAAGACACGAGGAAAAAGCACAACAUCUGUGAUUGAUGUAUGCAAUGUGGACCAUCCUCACCUCCAUAUCGGUAUCAGCUACUCCCCCGCCGUCAGGCCCGUCCCCCUCCUCAUGAUCUCCCUCCUCAGUGGCCGGCGCCUUGGCUUUGGCCUUACCCCUCCCCCUCCCCCUCUCCUUAGCCGCACCCUUCCUGCCCGCCGCAACACCAGCCGCCCUGCCGUCGGCGUCCAGCCGCUGCUUCUUCCUGGCUGCAACACCCUUGUUCCCCCUCGCUAUGUCCUCCCAGUCGGAUCCGCUCUCGGACGAGCUGCUACUGCUCUCAUCCAUGGCCUCAUCUUCGUCCUCGCCCUCCUCCUCCAUCUGACCAUCGUCGUCCGCGUCAUGGUGGCGCUUCCUGCAAUGUGGUGCGGGCGCCGAUGCGGCCCGUGAUGCGGCUGCUGCUGCUAAAGCCGCCUUGCGCUUCGGACGCUGGCUAUCCAUAACGCGAGAAGCCGA